Molecule: messenger RNA, 282 nt
Organism: Arctia plantaginis
Lineage: Eukaryota; Metazoa; Arthropoda; Insecta; Lepidoptera; Erebidae
Source: the annotation of a GenBank genome assembly
AUGCCUGUGGAACAAAUACAGUACUCCGAGCGAUACACUGAUGACGUUUAUGAAUACAGACAUGUUAUCCUGCCUCAAGAUAUCGCUCGCUUAGUCCCCAAAUCCCACUUGAUGACGGAGACUGAAUGGCGCAACCUUGGCGUCCAACAGAGCCCCAACUGGCUGCAUUUCAUGGUCCAUAACCCAGAACCCCAUGUCCUAUUGUUCCGGAGACCCAGGAUGGAUAUACAAACGCCUGUAAACGGCCUGGAUAGUAAUACUAAUUCAGCUGUUAAAGUAUGA